AUGCAUUCAUCCCGUUGGAGUGCUCCUCCGGCUGAGGACGAGUCCGAAGCAGAGUCGGAAGGGCCAUGGGCACCGCCAGCCUGGCAGAACCACAACAACAAGUGGUAUCGCAAAUCGUAUUUGCAAGAGUCAAGCCCAUCCAAGUCUCGUACCGCGAGUCCCUACGAGCAGCGCUUUGAUCGGGAAGUCACGCCAUCACGCAUACCGCUCCCAGAGUCGCCACGCAAAGGAACGCCGCGCACGAGCCCAGAACCCGUGGAGCAACGUCACUUCACUCCCGAUACGAUUGCAUCGAGGCUUCAGAGCCCGUCAAUUGAGCCCGACAUAACUUCAGGCGCGCAGCAACACCCAGAGGAAGAAGGAUCGCCUAGACGCGACGGAUUCAUUCGAGUCGUGUUCAAAUCCGAGAGCCUAGUUAACAUGGGACCACUCGAGGAGCGCAUUUCUUCGUUUUCCCGCGGUAUGUCAAAGACGAGAGUGUGUGGCAGUUUGGUCGUCCUAGUCUUAGCGUGGCUACUCAUCCAUCCUUGGGGCACCGAAACAGCCUCUCCCGGGCCCAACGUCGCCCACCUAGUGAGUAUGGUGAGGAGAUUUGAGCCGCUUUUGUACGCAUCAGAGAAUGUGAUCCCGCGCUCACGCGAGCUCAGCGACGCAUCUAUCGCGGUAGAAGAUCUCGGCGAGAGUAUUCGGGCGAGCAAUAUGUCGGGAUCGAAAGUCAUCGUUACCCAGCUGGACGGUUUGAGCGAAAAUUUGAAGACACUUUCACAACAGAUCCAGACUUUCUUUGUACAUGUUGAUGGUGAUAUGGAUGGCACGAUAAGCGCCAUUGGAUGGGCUACGCGCCAGCUUGAGGGUAUCCAAGGCUCACACGUCGGUGUGCUAGACACCGUGAUAGGAAAUGUUCACGGUGGAUUGAGCAAGAUCGGGCUUCUAGGCACGGAUGACCAACUCAGCGCUGUCGGAUCUGUCGUCACCGGCCUCAUGGGAUCUACGACACAGCAGAAGGCAAAAGCAGCAUUACAGCGAUCGUUCGAUUUUGUGCUUUCCACAUUGGAGGAGAACCUACAGAACGAGCUUAGCCGUGCCGACAGUCUCUUCCAAAUGUUCGACAACGUGGACUUGCAAUUCCACAACUUACAUCGAACCGUUGCCAAAGAGGAAGACACUCUUUCUGCGCAGAAGGACGAGUUUCUGGCAUCCAUGUGGCGCACUACGAUCACCAACAAGCUCAGACUGAAGAAGUACGAAAAGAAUCUGAAGCUAUUGAAGACGCUGCGUUCAAGCGCUCUGGCCAACAAGUCUGAGCUCAAGAACAACAUCCAGAUCAUCCGAGCAGUGCAAGACCAGCUCGUCGUUGCGCGGAAGAGCCUGAUAUCACCCGUGAUCCGAGGCGCCCAAUCCGACUCGUACAGCAUCGAAAAGCAGCUGGAAGAUGUGGUCGCCACGCACGAUUUCCUCCAGGGGAUCCGCGACUCACAGAAACACAAAUUCACCAAGCAGCUGUUUGCCGCGCCAAGCCGCCCAGCCAUAUCGAUCACCACAGGCAGGGACGACGACGAAGAGGCGGAGUACUGA
Messenger RNA from Didymosphaeria variabile, 1575 nucleotides. RefSeq lists its product as uncharacterized. The coding region runs from base 1 to 1575 and encodes 524 amino acids. The record is from RefSeq and is a predicted model, not a curated record. NCBI's taxonomy places the organism in Eukaryota, Fungi, Ascomycota, Dothideomycetes, Pleosporales, Didymosphaeriaceae. The transcript has 3 exons.